CCUGCUUGGGCGCCGCCGCGCGAGCGCUUCCCUUCCCCCUGCGAGCGCCCGGAUAAUGUCUGAGAAUGUCCAUUUCUGGGACGCUUAGCAGCUAUUAUGUCGACUCGAUCAUAAGUCACGAGAGUGAGGACGCGCCUCCAGCCAAGUUUCCUUCCGGCCAGUACGCGAGCCCCCGGCAGCCGGGCCACGCGGAGCACCUGGAGUUCCCCUCGUGCAGUUUCCAGCCCAAAGCGCCGGUGUUCGGCGCCUCCUGGGCGCCGCUGAGCCCGCACGCGUCCGGAAGCCUGCCGUCUGUCUACCACCCCUACAUCCAGCCCCAGGGCGUCCCGCCGGCCGAGAGCAGGUACCUCCGCACCUGGCUGGAGCCCGCGCCUCGCGGCGAAGCUGCCCCGGGGCAGGGCCAGGCGGCGGUGAAGGCGGAGCCGCUGCUGGGCGCGCCUGGGGAGCUGCUCAAACAGGGCACGCCCGAGUACAGUUUGGAAACUUCGGCGGGCAGGGAGGCCGUCCUGUCUAAUCAAAGACCCGGCUACGGGGACAAUAAAAUUUGCGAAGGAAGCGAGGACAAAGAGAGGCCGGAUCAAACCAACCCCUCUGCCAACUGGCUGCACGCCCGCUCUUCCCGGAAAAAGCGCUGUCCCUACACCAAAUACCAGACGCUGGAGCUAGAGAAGGAGUUUCUGUUCAAUAUGUACCUCACCAGGGACCGCAGGCACGAAGUGGCCAGACUCCUCAAUCUGAGUGAGAGACAAGUCAAAAUCUGGUUUCAGAACCGGCGGAUGAAAAUGAAGAAAAUGAAUAAGGAGCAGGGCAAAGAGUAAAGAUCACCCCUGCCCUCCCCAGCCCUUCCCCAUCUCGCUCUUAUUUAUGUGAUGGCUGCAAAGCCAGUGCUGUGUGGGAUGUAUCCUAGUGAAUGGGGAAGGGCUUCCUCUCCACAAAGUCCCUCAACUGCACCUAGAGCCUGCCUCCUUUCCUUUGCCUGUACCUGUCCCUCCCAUCUUCCUGGGUGUCAGAAGAAAGUUUUGUUAAGUUAGAAGAUAGAAGUAGUUGAUUCCUAAGAAGGUGAUGGACCACCAGGAAAGAGAGAUGCUAGUCAAACUCCUAGGAUCCCCUGUAAUUUUUCUGAGAAGCCCCAGUCCCUCACUUCCAGCCUGCCUGUUCCUUCUCUGCACCUAUGCUCAAGUCACCCAGGGACACGCCAACUGCACACAGUCUAGCAGAUGCCCACAGGCAUAAAGUUUGGAGUUCACAGUAAAUUGGUGAAGUCAAAUGAAAUGACACUCCAAAUGCAAACAUCACAUCCAAAUCUGGCAGAACAGCUCUCAAAUCAUCAGGCAAGUCUGAGUUUCAACCCCUGAUUCAAAUACGCACCAGGAAGAUGUCUAGAGACAGACUCCUGAAUGAGGGGCUGCAGCCCAAAGUCUCAGCAUCCCAAUACCAUCCCACAUGGAAUUGCCAGCUAUACCCCAGGACACCUCCUGUGUGCAGAUGGGGCCAACCUAGUCCCCAAGAUGGUAGGCUAGAAAGGGCAAGAAAAGGCAGUAAGUGGUUUUAUGAAGAUGUCUUAGGUGGAGCACCCUCCACAUACAUGUUGUUGCAGGAAAUGUUUAAUUCUGCAUGAUGUUUUCCUCGCCUUCCAACAAAAGAAGGUCAAACUGUGGGUUGUAGAGCCUUGACAAUGUCCUCCCCCAUUCAUCUGUGCCCCACUUGACAGAGACUGUAGCUUUUCUUGCUCUCCACUGCCCCUGCAUUCUUCCGUAUCCCCUUCAGCUCUGAAAUCAUCUCUGAUCAGCCAGAACCACCUUGCACCAGUGAGUCAAGCCACCCCUUGUAGAAAGCUCCCUCUGCCCUUCACCCCACUUCCUGGGUCAACCCCACUGUAGACAGGAAGGCCAGGUCUGGAGAGUCCGAUUGAGAAUUUAUUGUGAAUCGAUUUCCCGGCUUUCUUCCGGAGUAAGCUAUAGGGGACAGGGAGGAGCAAUGGCCCCAGGGCACUGAGCUAUCACAUCUCUCCCCAUCCCACUGGUUUCCUGACAUACAAGGAGGAGCCCCUAGGCUGCCCACUCCAGUCCUGGGCUUCACUUCCUACUGCACCGGCCUGGGUGGCGAUUUGCUCUGUGUGACUGGUUCUUUGCAUCCUUCUGGGGAACAGUUCCCGCGUACAGAGGAAAGAGACAAAAUCUCAGCUAAGCAUCAGGCGAAACUCACUCUGCUUCCUCCCCCUACCCUGCCUCCCCACCACUCCAUGCCCUCAGUUCCAAGGACUCUUGCUUCUGCUUCUCCUGACCCUACAAGGGGGCAUCCCAGUAGAAUUUUUUUUUUUUUUUUGCAUUGUCGUGGCGUUGUGAAAUCGUGCUUGUGUUUUGUGAUUUCUUUGAGGGAGAUUGUCUGGACUGUUUUCAGU
Sciurus carolinensis (gray squirrel) is the source of this 2401-nucleotide messenger RNA. RefSeq names its product homeobox B9 (gene Hoxb9). The coding region runs from base 66 to 818 and encodes 250 amino acids. The transcript has 2 exons. The record is from RefSeq and is a predicted model, not a curated record. Gene Ontology annotation, cellular component: nucleus. Lineage: Eukaryota; Metazoa; Chordata; Mammalia; Rodentia; Sciuridae. Gene Ontology annotation, biological process: regulation of transcription by RNA polymerase II; anterior/posterior pattern specification; proximal/distal pattern formation. Gene Ontology annotation, molecular function: DNA-binding transcription factor activity, RNA polymerase II-specific; RNA polymerase II cis-regulatory region sequence-specific DNA binding.